GCAGAGACACAAACCCACAGAAGCAGUCUCCCAUUUGAGAGAAUUACUUCCAGACUUGCUCGUAACUUUCACAGACCUGACACUGACUCUCCACUGCUUUUGUUUCUGCUUCUGGAACACAAGAGAAAGGACUGAAAAGACUACAGAGGAUUAAACCAAAGACGCUUACAACCAAGAAACUUGUUUGGCAAGAUUUUUUUUUCUCCAUGCGAUUUGAAGAUAAGGGCUCUUGUUGCAGCUUGAAAGCUUGAAGGGUGAAGCGUCUGUUGCUCUGUGAAACUUUUUCUGUGACUAAUCAUUCUUUUCUGGAACAACUAUGAGUGCGGUCUUGGAAAUCGAAACGCACCAGCUCAUUGAAGAAUGUAAAGCCACACACGUUCAUCUGUAUAAAUUCUAUGCAGCGAUCAUGAUUCUGAUUUUUAUCUUGGCGCUGCCUCUAAACGCAUCUGUCCUCCACCUCUUCAUAUUCAAGCUGAAGUUCUGGAAAUCCAACAGCAAUAAUAUUUUCCUGUUCAACCUGGUGUUAGCGGACAUUCUGCUGCUCUUCUGUUUGCCCAUAAAAGCACACAACUUCAUAGAAGGAGAAAGGAGGAGCAGCAAUGAUGUGGUUUGCAAAGCCAUGCUCUUCAUGCUGUUUCUGAACCGAGGAGCCAGCAUCGCCUUCCUGACGGUGACUUCCAUCGAUCGGUAUUUCAACGUCGUCCACCCCGGACGCAAGAACCUCCUGAAGGCUCUGAAGAAAUCUCCUCAGAUCUCCAUCAUCAUCUGGAUCCUUCUUCUGCCUCUCACCAUUCCCACAAUGCUCCAGAACUUUGAGUGUUGCAACAGCCACGGGGCGGAUGACAAUAUAACCCGUUCAGAUGCUUUAAUCAAGGACGUGAUCGACAGCUCUCGGGAGGUGGUCUUCUUCUCCCAGAUCCUCAUCCCCUUCAUCAUCCUGGUCUACUGCACGGUCCACAUCAUCAAACGACUCCAGCAGAAAACCAUCGGGGAUAAAACCAAGCUGAGGCGGGCGGUGUUUUUGGUCACCACGGUCAUGGUGGUCUUCUCCAUCUGCUUCCUACCCUGCACUAUAGCCAGGAUGAUCCUACUGAUUGCCCGGGUCAAGGACUGGGACGCCGUGGCCCAGGAUAAAGCCACGGUGGCCUUCGACGGCCUCAUGGUCCUGUCCUACAUGGACUGUCUGCUGGAUCCGCUGGUUUACUGCUUCUGUAGCACCAAGUUUAAAGGGCUUUAUCUGAACAAGUACUUACCGUUCCUCGCCAAAGAUAUUCCGGUGCCUUUGGAAAGCUCCACGGCGAACACGUCACAUCCGAGACGCGAUAACGUCAUCUGAAAGACGAAGAUGGACUCCCACAGACUGAUGGUAUCUGAAGAGGUCUACGCAAUGUCCGCAAAGUCUCUACAAUUCAAAGAAAUUAUUACAAAAGCAAUUGAUGAGAUUUGUUUUACGUUCUCAGUGGUUAUCAAAGUUUUUCAUCAAUGCAGUUGAAGCAUUGGUCUAUUUUUCUUCAACAAGAGAUCAAUUCAUGUGACUCUAGUUGUGGCAAAAGUUCUUCCCAUUGCAGUUUUGCGUGAUAUACCAAUUGUGCUACGCCCGAAAAACCACCUCUCGCCAGCACAAAAACUUUUAAUCGAAUGAGAGUUUGAGUGAAAUUGUCGCAUUUCCAUCAGGCAAAAUUUUAUGCACAAGUUACAGUCGCGCAAUUUGAGGGUCAAUGGAAAAGCAACUAUUGAUGCCACUGACACCACUGUAUUAAAUGAGGCAAAAAACUUCAAUAUCUACUUUACAUUUUGUAAUAAU
This is a messenger RNA of Sphaeramia orbicularis (orbiculate cardinalfish), 1804 nucleotides long. Its product is annotated as 12-(S)-hydroxy-5,8,10,14-eicosatetraenoic acid receptor-like. Gene Ontology annotation, biological process: G protein-coupled receptor signaling pathway. NCBI's taxonomy places the organism in Eukaryota, Metazoa, Chordata, Actinopteri, Kurtiformes, Apogonidae. Bases 317 to 1336 code for a protein of 339 amino acids. The transcript is spliced from 2 exons. Gene Ontology annotation, molecular function: G protein-coupled receptor activity. Gene Ontology annotation, cellular component: membrane. The record is from RefSeq and is a predicted model, not a curated record.